Molecule: messenger RNA, 1645 nt
Organism: Pimephales promelas (fathead minnow)
Lineage: Eukaryota; Metazoa; Chordata; Actinopteri; Cypriniformes; Leuciscidae
Product: sialic acid-binding Ig-like lectin 14
Biological process (GO): cell adhesion
Cellular component (GO): plasma membrane
Molecular function (GO): sialic acid binding
Source: RefSeq, a predicted model, not a curated record
AAAAGUGUUGUUUUCACACACAGAUCUCCCUCUAUCCAGUGUAGAAGAGUCACACACAGUCGCUCUUUCACUCUUCUCUGGUGAAGUGAAUGAUGGAAAUAUUUGUGACAUUCCUCCUCACUGGAUGUCUGAUACAAGGAGCUCUUUGUGGUUUUGAUAUCAGUCUGCCGGAGAGAGUAGAAGCUCUAAAAGGAUCCUGUGUUUUCAUACCCUGCACAUUUGAUAUUGAUCAAGAAUAUGAAAAUGAGAGGCUCACUGAUAAUGCAAAGAGAAUAUGGUAUAAAGACGAAACGCCUCGCACUGAAGUGUUUAACUCAGAUCAACCCAACGCUGGAUCGUUAAAAGGAGAAAUAUUUGGCACUCCUACAGACAAAAACUGCACCACCCGCUUCCACAAUGUCCGUCAGAGUGAUCAUGGGUCAUAUUUCUUUAGAGUUGAAAGCGGUCAAUUGAAAUAUAGCUACAGGAAACCUACAUUCACCCAAGUUGAAAUUGCUGUCAUUGGUUCUCCACCCAAACCCAAAGUGAGUCUGUUAAAGGAUCAGCAGAACGUGACAGAGGUGGAGGAGGGAAGCUCUGUGAAUCUGCGCUGCUCGACUAAGAUCUUCUGUUCCUCUCGUCCAGCAAAUCUCACAUGGAGCUCGUCUCCUGAACACCUCCUCGACGAGAGCGUCACUCAACAGCAGCGUCAGGAGCAAACUGAGCUGAUCUCUGAUCUGAUCUUCACUGUAACUCCCCGUCAUCAUUCAGCCAAUUUCACUUGCACUGUAACACACCAGCUUCGGCAGCAGAUCACAAAAAACAAGACCCGUACCCUACGUGUUCAGUACGCCCCUAAAAACACAUCUGCUCAUGUGACUGGAUCUGGGUUUGUUGUGGAGGGCCGUUCAGUGACUCUGAGCUGCAGCAGUGACGCAAACCCACCGGUGCUCAACUACACCUGGUACAGAGACACUGAAGAACCACUGAAACCAGUGCAGAGCGGACAGAACCUGACCAUCAGCAACACCGACCCGACACACAGCGGACGAUACGUCUGCACAGCUCAGAACGAACACGGCACUCAGAACGCAUCAGUGACGCUGGACUUCCAGUGUAAACAUGUACAUCUGUGUCUGUAAACGCAGCUGGUUUUGUAGGAGGGCCGUUCAGUGAUUCUGAGCAGCAGCAGUGACUACGCUUACAUGUGCACCAACAAUGCGAUUAUUUCUAAUAAUAAGUAGCCUAUGGUUAUAACACACUCAGAUAGGCAUACUAGCAUGUUACCGGCUACUGUUUUAAUUUACUCAUAUUAAUUCAUAAUACAUUUUUAAGGAGGUACUAGAUAUUAUUCUGCAUAUUCCAUUGCUGGUGUUAUGCCGAAUUUUGUGACCCACCAAAUUCUGUAACCCUAUAGGCGUUAUAUUGUGCUAAUCCACCUACUCCUAAUCCUAAUCUUAACCCUACCCUUAUACCCCCCUAUUUUUUUCUGUCUAAAUACCCAAAGAGUUCCUAAAAUUGGUCUGAUACGCCUACAAACAGCAAUACUGUGUGUAAAAUGCAUUUCACUAUAGGCAGCUUUAGUAUUUGGGGUUAAAAAAAACUUUUUUAUGAUAAUUUACUCACCCAACUGUCAUCUACCAAUAUGUCCAUGUCUUUCUUUCUU